AAUUCUAGCUCUCUUCACACUUUUUGGCAGCUUACGAUCCUUGCACACUUUUUGACACCUUCCAAGGGACCAGCUCAUCCACCAAGCACAAUGAACAAAUUCGGCAUUGUAUUUCUAUCCGCCGCCGUUCUAGUCGGAGCUGCCAUGGCUCAAGACGCUGGCACCGCACUCUGUGGGGACGGAUGCAGCCUGUUGUGUGAGACCAUUGGCUCCCUGUGCGUGGAUGUUCCUCCCCUUGUCAGCUGUGCCGGCAACAAAGCUGCCUGCAACGGUGCAUGCGGACAGACCUGUUCCUGCAACGCCAAAUGCCUCGCCGACUGCCAAACCAAGAACGCCGACUGUGAGGCCAAAAACGAGAACAGCUUCAACCAGAUCGUCUGCAAAGGUCAAGUGUCUGUCUGCACAGCAGCCUGCCCUGUCACCUGCGCUGGUCAAGCCAUCACCCAGGGCAUCCAGCAAGCUUUGGGUCAAGCCCUCGCCGGUGUGACCAAGGCCGCCGCAGCAUAAACCCCAUCAACAACACCAGUCAAACGGAAUCCCGGAUGAAGACAUGGACACGGCCCCCAGACAUUAAAGUGGAGAACACUGUAUCACGUUAAUUGGCAACGAGUAACUUGUGAUGUCAGUUGAAAUCCAAAAUAAAACAAAAUAAUUUUAAAA
Messenger RNA from Aplysia californica (California sea hare), 660 nucleotides. RefSeq lists its product as uncharacterized. Bases 91 to 507 code for a protein of 138 amino acids. The transcript has 2 exons. The record is from RefSeq and is a predicted model, not a curated record. Lineage: Eukaryota; Metazoa; Mollusca; Gastropoda; Aplysiida; Aplysiidae.